GCAGUCUAGUAUAGGACUUUGAAAAAUGAAGGUAACAUUGUGGCUGGUGGGAGUAUUGGCUCUGGCAGGAUUAGCCAGAGGAUAUUAUUUGAAACAAGCGGAGGGUGUGACGGAAAAUAUUCCGAUUUUCAUUAAAACCCUAAAGGAAUUACAUAGAGGCCCACCCAAAUUGGCUGUGCCCAGAGCCAAUGUGAAAACCGAAUGGAUUACCCAAAAAUUGGAUCCUUUCGACAGCAAGGAAGAACGAACAUGGCAAAUGCGUUACAUGGUAAACGAUGAGUAUUUCAAACCAGGCGGUCCCAUGUUCAUUUAUGUUGGCGGUGAAUGGGACAUUGAUCCGAGUGGCAUUAGUGGUGGUAUUUUUGUGGAUUUGGCCAAGGAACAUAAUGGCAUACUUUUCUAUACCGAACAUCGUUAUUAUGGUGAAAGUAAACCAACAAAAGAUUUGCAAUUGGAAAACAUGAAGUACUUGCAUGUCAAACAGGCCCUGGCUGAUCUGGCCCAUUUCAUUGAGUACAAGCGUGAAACCGUAUCGGAAUUGGCCAACUCCAAAGUCAUAAUGGCGGGAGGCUCAUAUUCCGCCUCCAUGGUUGUUUGGUUCAAGAAACUCUAUCCUCAUCUUUUGAAUGGUGGUUGGGCUUCGAGUGCUCCCCUCUUGGCCAAGGUGGAUUUCACCGAAUACAUGGAAGUUGUCGGCAAGGCAAUGCGUGUUUUGGGCAGCCAACAGUGUUAUGAUCGCAUACAGAAUGGUAUUGCCGAAUUGGAAGUCAUGAUCAGGGGUAAAAAAUCGGCCCAGGUUAAGGCUAUGCUGAAACUAUGUAAUAAUUUCAAUACAAAUAACGAUUUGGACAUAUGGACAAUGUUUAGUAGUUUUGCGUAUAUUUUUGCCGGUGUGGUGCAAUAUCAGAGAGGUGAUGAUGUUCCUGCCUACUGUGAUUAUUUAAUGAGUUUUAAGGAUGAUGUCACGGCCUUAUCGAAUUUAUGGGUGUGGUAUUAUGGUUACUAUGGAGGAUGUGUUGAUGCCACAUACAAUGGUACUUUGGCUUAUUACUUGGAUACCUCGUACUAUUAUGAAUGGGCCCGUCCCUGGUACUAUCAAACCUGCAACGAAUAUGGCUGGUAUCAGACAUCCGGAUCGAAGAAUCAACCAUUUGGUAGCAGUUUUCCGGUGGCCCUCUCCACCGAAUUGUGUCGCGAUGCUUACGAUGCAAGUUAUACCGAUUCGAAGAUACAAGAACUAAUCAAUGGGACCAAUGAAUUCUUUGGUGGCAUGAAACCGGAUGUGGAAAAUAUUUACAUGACCCAUGGCGAAUUGGAUCCAUGGAAUCCCAUGGGACAUGGUGUAGCUGAGGGUGCAACCAUUAUACCCAACGCUUCGCAUUGUAAUGAUUUCGGUUCCAUUAGUUCGUCGGAUAGUGUAGAGAUGCGUCAGUCCAAGGAAAGUUUGACAGAAUUGGUGCGUGAAUGGUUGAGAGAUUAAAGUGUGUGUGAAAGA
Messenger RNA from Musca domestica (house fly), 1495 nucleotides. RefSeq names its product putative serine protease K12H4.7. The coding region runs from base 26 to 1480 and encodes 484 amino acids. Gene Ontology annotation, biological process: proteolysis. NCBI's taxonomy places the organism in Eukaryota, Metazoa, Arthropoda, Insecta, Diptera, Muscidae. The record is from RefSeq and is a predicted model, not a curated record. The transcript is spliced from 5 exons. Gene Ontology annotation, molecular function: dipeptidyl-peptidase activity; serine-type exopeptidase activity.